CAACAAGGUGCUGAUGAUGAUUCCCAAUCCACAACCUGUCAUCUAUUUUCAUUCACAUUCACCCGCCACCUGGCGGGGAUGAUAACUCCUCGUCCGCCGCAAGCCGCUCUGCCCUGUUCUAAAGGGCAACGUUCAAUGACGAAGCUCGGAGAGUCGGGCGUACAUAUCCUCAAAGUCGCGCUUGAUGAGCCUUGGACACGGAGAAAAUGAGGAAGUGUGCAAUCACCGAUGCACUGCAAAAGCUAAUGCUAAACGGGAACAUGUGGGGCAGCAGAAAGCACGCGGGGCGCUUCUGAUUUUGCGGGGUUGUCGUCCCACCAAGGGCCUGUCACUCUGCAUAACUCAUGAAUCGUGGGAGCUCGGGCGGUGAAUGUUCGGACAUUCGGAGCCUCCGCUCCCCCGCCAUGUGGCUUGGGGCUGGGCAUGAGCCUCAGAACAUAAAACCUUCUGUCCAUGGAGCGGGAGUUCAGACGGGAAUUGACCGGCUGCAGCCUGUAACAAUAAUCAUUAGCUUAUUGUUGUUGCAGAGCUUCCAUGUAGAUGUGCAGUUGCAUCCGUCACGUCACCCGACCUUGAGAACUGCUCAAGUGCUGUCAGCCCCGGGACGUGCAGCGCUGAAUACAUCAUCAGCAGUGAACUGCCACAUCUGUCAGUCCUUCCGAGACAGAGGACGCCAAGUCUUUCCUUGUCGGCGUAGGCCGCGGUACUGUACUGUGCGUACCUGGACCAGUGCCUGGGUUCCAGUUUGCAAGAGCUGGAACGCCCUUGGCGUCUGCAAUUUUGUUGGCGUCCAACGGCUGGUCCGCGUGGCAGUGGUACGCAAUCAUCUAGACCACCUGGAUCGGAAAAUUAUCUUCGCCGUGGGGAAUCAGGGGCAGACUAACCUGAGGGAGACUCGAAGUCAACUCCAUUAUGAGAGUCCGAUUACGAAGCAAGCCGCCGUUGGCCAAGGCCAGCUCCCCGUGCUUGCAAGGCUCCUGUGCAUCCGGGAAGGAUGGGGGUGGGGAAACCAGGGGUGUUCGGGCAAACACGGCGUAUACCAUGUUGAUGCUGGUGUGCACCAAGAAGCCUGCAGAGAGCUAGUUGCAGUCAAAUGUGUGUUGAAUCAGGUUUACUGAUGUUGAUAUGCGAAGCAGCCCGGCGGGUAGCAUGGCGCGAAGUCAGAAUCGUCGUCAGGGUCUCAACGUGCAUGUCCAUAUAACUCGAAUUCGAAGCCGCUGCUCAUGUCUUUCAAUCUGGUGCUGGACGAGGGGAUGACAUCCCAUCCCUUUGGAAGCAUAUGGUAUG
This is a messenger RNA of Westerdykella ornata, 1287 nucleotides long. RefSeq lists its product as uncharacterized. The record is from RefSeq and is a predicted model, not a curated record. The transcript is spliced from 2 exons. Bases 345 to 1118 code for a protein of 257 amino acids. Lineage: Eukaryota; Fungi; Ascomycota; Dothideomycetes; Pleosporales; Sporormiaceae.